GGCGUUCGGCAUCAUGUUCAAAUGUACCGUAAUGUUUUAGCUUAAAGUUACCUACAACCCUUUGGCUCUUGGGAAAGUAACAACCAGGCGAUAGACCGUGAUCCGUUUUUCAUCUAGUAAAAUGACUACUCACCAGCUGGAUGACGAUAUCAGAAAACUAAUGAAUGAAAUGAAUCCAGUCAAGAAUGAUUCAUUGGUGGAGACAAAAGUGAAGCUGUUGGACAUUCACUUUGAUUGGGACUUGAUGCAGUUGGCUCCUCAAAGUGAGACUCCAGAGGCGGUUGUUUCUAGACUCAACGAAAAGAUAGAAGAACUAGUCGAGCACACCGAUUUCAAAUUUUUAAAUUUGAAUCUGCAGCUGAUAAUAGCGCAAGAGUUGAUGAAAUAUGACAAUAGCACUGGAUUGCAAAAGAUACGGGACUGUGAGCAGUUGUUGAAAGACCACAAGAAUAGUAACUGCCAGGAAUAUCUGUUCGUAACCAUUUUCAAAGCAAUGGAGUACAUGGUGAUGGGGUGUAAAGCCUAUGCUCUUUACAAUUAUUGUGAACUCUUCAACGAAGCAAAAGAGGGUAUAGGAUCUGAAGUGACGUCAAUUGGUCACUACAAAGCGUACUGCUUUCGGCUCAACGAAAAAUGGGAAGUCUUUGAUGAUUUGAAAGAGAAGUCUAUUCAAUCGAUAGCCACAGAUAAAUGGUUGGACUGGGAAUCGUUGACGAUUCUUCCUGCGCUGAUCAAGACCCGCAUACUGCGCAUGCUCAGCAAACGCGGUUUUCAGACCAGUGACGCAAUGUCUGCACUUCUCACCAGUGACGUGCAAGAUUUGAAUCUGAGCGAAUGUGUGGUUACAGACGGCCACCUAAAGCUGAUCGCCAGGUGUAAGCGCAUGCACAACCUCAAUAUGAACAGAGGUCGUUAUCAAAAUCAUUCUUUCACUACUGAAGAACUGAUGAAUUUAAUACCAAAAAUGCCUCAUUUGACGCAAUUAUUCACCGAAGGCAGUAUGAGCAUAACAGAUGAAGUGAUUGAACAAUUGGCAUCGAGCUGUGUUAAGUUGGCAACACUGGACGUUGGCAAUUGUCCCCUGACUGACAAAGCCGCCCAAAGUAUUGCCAAAAUGUUUCUGCUUUCUCUCAACCUUUCAAACACCAGGGUUUCUGAUGCCGGAGUGUUUUCUAUCGCAAACGGUGCCUGCAGUCGAACGUUGUCAGAGGUGAAGAUGAACAAUUGCCAGCUGAUAACCGAUGACGCAAUUUGCAGUGUGGCUGAAAACUGUCCUAACCUGGAAAUUCUAGUCUGUCAUGGGUGUCCGCGAUUAACAGGUAAAGUACCAUUCAAUUAGUGUAAAAUUCUAAUUGGAAUAGUGUAACAUGAAAACUAGUCUAAGACUGGUCACACACCAGUUAGUUAAGACAAGACAAGACAUGAUCAGGCACGU
Nilaparvata lugens (brown planthopper) is the source of this 1435-nucleotide messenger RNA. Its product is annotated as F-box protein SKP2A. Gene Ontology annotation, cellular component: SCF ubiquitin ligase complex. Gene Ontology annotation, biological process: SCF-dependent proteasomal ubiquitin-dependent protein catabolic process. The record is from RefSeq and is a predicted model, not a curated record. The transcript has 7 exons. Lineage: Eukaryota; Metazoa; Arthropoda; Insecta; Hemiptera; Delphacidae. Bases 122 to 1339 code for a protein of 405 amino acids. Gene Ontology annotation, molecular function: protein binding.